AUGGAUUUCGAGCAAUCAGACUAAUUUACUUAGAGAGUAGAACAAAUUAUCAGGAAUUUCUUACAUAUUCCAGGAGAGGACAAUCCGAACUGGAAGGAGAUCGGUUAAAAAUUAGAUCAAUUUUAAAGUUAAUUGGAAGAAGCACAAAUGAGGAUCCUCCAAUAUCUAAAGUCUAGUUUUGAAGCAAUCCUAGAGCAAUUAUAAUGUGAUUUAGGAGGCACUUAAAUAUAGAAUCUAUCAACGAGUUCAAUAAACCAAUAAAACCAUCCUCUGAAGACUGAUGACUUAAAGGUGAAUGAGAGAAUAAAUCAAAUUGGGUUGAAUGUGUACGAGAUUGAGAAAAACUUAGACAUUAAAAUUGAUUUGCUCGGCAACAAGGUAGAGAGCAUAAAGAUAGAGAGAGAGGAAUUGCAAGAGCAGAUUAAAUCUAUUGAUGCUCGUAUGGAAUCGUAAUGGCAAGGGUUGGCCAAUGUCUCUGAUCAAUUCUGGCAAUUCAAGAAGCAAUUUGAGCCUCUUUUAAUUGGAACGUAACAACAGAAAAAAAAAUUCUCGCUAUUUACAUGA
Molecule: messenger RNA, 564 nt
Organism: Paramecium tetraurelia
Lineage: Eukaryota; Ciliophora; Oligohymenophorea; Peniculida; Parameciidae
Exons: 4
Source: RefSeq, a predicted model, not a curated record